Messenger RNA from Trichomycterus rosablanca, 3845 nucleotides. RefSeq names its product solute carrier family 31 member 2 (gene slc31a2). NCBI's taxonomy places the organism in Eukaryota, Metazoa, Chordata, Actinopteri, Siluriformes, Trichomycteridae. Bases 385 to 876 code for a protein of 163 amino acids. Gene Ontology annotation, biological process: copper ion transmembrane transport. Gene Ontology annotation, molecular function: copper ion transmembrane transporter activity. The transcript is spliced from 5 exons. The record is from RefSeq and is a predicted model, not a curated record. Gene Ontology annotation, cellular component: plasma membrane.
UACACGAGAAGCCGGGGUGUGCAGGCUGGACUGGACUGUAUGUAUUACUGGGAUUCUUUACUGGGACGUGUGCGUGGUUGAUAAACAGACUUGAACUCCCAGUAAGCUUCCCAGCAUGAUAAAUAGCUGAGCUGAUAUAACGGCGUGUUAUUUAUGGACUGUCUUGCAGCUUUGAGAAGAAAGAAACGAUAAUGUAGCGUUUAGACAGUUUUAACUAAAUGUAAAUAUAGGUAUAAAUAUAAGUAUAAAUAAUCAAACAACGACUGGAUUUUAAACCGUAUUUUCUUCUUUUAAAGAUUCAUAGAAGUUUUUUAAAGACAGAAGAGUGGAGGCUGAUAUAUCUGUUGAGGUGUGGGCACAACUGGAACAUCCAUCAAGCUCAAGAUGCAGAUGCACUUCGAAGUAUCAGACAGUGUCACGCUGCUCUUUAACUUCUGGAAUGUGCACGGACCUGGAGGAAUGUUCCUUUCUGUUUUGGUGGUGCUGCUCCUCACGGUCAUGUACGAGCUCCUCAAGGUGUGGAAGAUCACUCUGGCAAAGCGAUCAGAACAUCUGGCUUCAUCCUUUCCCGCAAAAUUAAACCCAGGGAUGGAGCAUGCUGAUAGCAGCUCAGUUGCUACCGCCCCAUCAGAAACAUCAAUCAUCAGUUCUCUGAGUUCUUCAGAGAACGCAGCAGGAUCUGGUUUCUCCACGCUGACUGAAAACCGCUGGUUCCUUCGCAGUGUGCAGACAGGUCUGCAUGUUAUCCAGGUGGUCCUGGGGUACAUGCUCAUGCUCUGUGUGAUGUCCUACAACGUCUGGAUCUUCCUCGGUGUCAUCAUCGGGUCCAUGUUGGGCUACUUUGUGGCUUUUCCUUUUCUGGAAUAUGUGAAGUGACGGGACGGGGGUACAGAUUCAUUCCAUGUCGUUUGUUCCAGUGAUUAAUUGUGCUGAAUUGCCAGAACCUCAGUCCCAGAACGGUUCAGGUUCUGACUUCGGUGCCGGAAAUAAAUGGGAUUGUAUUUAUUUUAAAGGAGGGGAAGAAUCAACAGGCACAAGGUAUAUAUGUGAGGUUGGGAUAAAAGGAAUACUCCAGCAUUUUGAACCUUAUCUUUAUCUUCUGCAUUUGUACAGCAAGUGUAUAGAACCAGUUAUUUUAAACAUCAUUUUUUAUAAUAGAAGUCCAAGGGACGGUUUUUCAAUAAAUGUUUUUGCAAAACACACUGGACUUUCUGGAACUGGAAUUUUUCAGUCAGAUGUGUUUAUAACAUCAUAUCAGAAUCUAGGGUCAGUUUCAAAGUUUAGAAAUCAUCUUACAUUGUAUCGUUCGUUCAGUAGGCUUAAGGUCCUAGUUUUUACACAUAAAAUCCAUCAAAUCAUGUCUUUAAAAACCUCAUUUUGUGUCAGGAAGCAGUCCAUUGUUGCCCCAAUGUGUUAUAUAUAGAAUGCCUUUAUUUGUCAUAUAUACAUAUACACAUGUACAGUACAACAGUGGCUACAUGAAAGAGCUGGGAUUCUAACUCUCAGCCUUUCAGCUGACAGCACAAAGCUCUACCCACUAGGCUACCACUGUCCCAAUAUAUGCACCAAUGAGCCAAAACAUUAGAACCAUCCUACUAAUAAGCUGUCAAAACAGCUCUGACCCUCUCAUACAGAUUCACAGACCCCACAAGACAUCUAAAGUAGUCCAUUGGUACCAUAAGGUCCUUUAACUUCUGUAUGUUGGGACGUGGGUCGUCCUACAGUGCGUCAAACAGGAUUUGUUGGACCAGUCGACAUUUAUCCUCCAUCCAUUGCUCCCAUUUCUGCACGCUUAUUGAAGGUGCAUUUAAUGGUGGCCUGGAGCAUGGGCACUUGGACUGGCCUGCGACUACUCAGCCCCAUACACAGAAGGGUUAGAUAAACCUCAUUAGUAUUGAAAUGGUUGGCAAUUUGGGCCACAUUAGGUCUUUGGUUGUUCUAUGGGAUCAGUGAGUCCUGGCCGCCCAACAGCCUGUCAGCGGUUCAUGGCUUGCUCUUCUCAGACCACUGCUAAUAGUUAAUUGGGGUGGGGGGUACUAACUAUGAAGCACCCUUUGAUUUAGCCCUUUUAGAGUUGUCUGAUCAAGUAACUACCAUCAGCCCAAUGUUUAAUUUAUCCCAGAGUGUAACAUGCACAUUUUAAGGGGUGGUUCUAAUGUUUUGGCUCAUCACUAUAAUGCAGUUGGUGUGGUUGAAACAUCAUAGGACACCCUAUGUUUUUAGAUGGCUCCAGGCCUGUUAUGACCCUAAAAACACACCCAAAUUAUUGUUCUUGUUCUCUAUAGUGAAUCACAUUAAAAAUGCUGGAGUGUUCUUUAAACCAUACGUACAGUUUACAAGCUUGUUGUGUUCCAGGUCACUUUGGCUUCAAGAUUACAGUAUCUUGUGCUCAUGGCCUCAGUCACAGACCUCUGAUACUCUGUCCAAACAGUCUGUAGUUACCGUGUAGUCAAGGUCAGUUCCAUGUAAAUGUGCCGUUUUUCUAUUAAACUGUAAACUGUGAGAACAUCUAGCCUAAAGACGACACACAACGAGCAGAGAAAGGAGUCAAGUCAUUUCUGCAACUGUAGUUACAACAGUCUGACCUCGUGAUUAAUGUAGUUCUCAUAUGUACGCAAGUGACUUUUCCUCUACAGGAAGUAAAAAAGAACAUCUGAAAAUCAUGUGGCCUUAGCUAAUGUUCACCAGCAAUAUGUACUGUACACCUUCAUUUUGUGAUUGUGUACGUGCAUCUAUAUUAUAUGGCAAAAAGUAUGUGGACACCCCUACUCAGUUGCUCGAUUGUAUUAAGUGAUAAUUGUAAGUCACUUUGAAUAAAUGUCACAAAUGUAAAUAGAAAUGAUUUAUCCUAGUCAGGGUUAUGGGUUAUUUCCCCUGGAAUCACGGAUCACAAUGUACCCCUCACCCAAUAAUGUCUGUAUGUAGACGGGCAUUCAAACCCUAGAUCCCAGCAGUAGAGGACUAGUGUAAUUACUCUGAGCCACCCAAAGCGCAAUAAUAUUAGUUAUAUGUAAUAAAAUAAAUGCUUUGUGCCCUUACCUCAACUUUAUUGAACACCGUUAGGAUAAACUGGAACGUCGAGGUCUUAACUUACUAAUGUUUUAUUGACUGAAUGAGCACAAAUUCCCACAGCCAAACACUCAGAACUCGUGUGGAAAGCCGUCCCAGAAUGAGACUUUAUCCUGGUAGGGGUUACAGUGGGUCUGGUUCCUUCUGGAAUCACAAAGUGCAAUGUAGUAACACGCCCCAGAAAAGACACCAAUCUCACAUCCUCUGCCAUUACCCCUUACCCAACUAUGUCUGUAUGUAGACGCCCGAUUGGCCGAUACUCCUGCUGGGCAUUCGAACCCUAGAUCCCAGCAGUAGUGGGCUAGUGUAAUUUACCCCUGAGCCACCCAAGCGCAAUAAAAUUAGUUAUAUGAAAUAAAACAUAUGCUUUGUGUCUAUCUGUGCGGAGCCCUGACUUUAAUCUUAUUGAACACCUUUAGGAUAAACUGGAACGUCGAGGUCUUAUCUUACUAAUGUUUUAUUGACUGAAUGAGCACAAAUUCCCACAGCCAAACACGCGGAACUCUUGUGGAAAGCAGUCCCAGCAGAGUGAUGGUUGUUCUAGCCACACUGGUGGGAGUCAAAUUAAUAAUAAUAAUAGUAAUAAUAAUGGUUAUUAUUGUGUACGCAUACUUUUUGGCCUUAUUAUGUAAGAUAUGGGUAAAUAAUUGUGUUUUUAAAAAGAACUAAUCUUGCUGGCUUUUAGAGUCAAUUUACUAUUGAUAAAUAUUGUAAUGAAUGUUUUAUUUUGGUUCAUCUGCUACUUUUACAAUGUAAAUAAAAUUGAUCAAAUGUUA